Molecule: messenger RNA, 1274 nt
Organism: Octopus sinensis (East Asian common octopus)
Lineage: Eukaryota; Metazoa; Mollusca; Cephalopoda; Octopoda; Octopodidae
Product: probable bifunctional dTTP/UTP pyrophosphatase/methyltransferase protein
Exons: 6
Coding region: 44-1225 (393 amino acids)
Molecular function (GO): O-methyltransferase activity
Source: RefSeq, a predicted model, not a curated record
GUUUUAAUUCUUGCUUUUAUCUUUUUAUCUUUUACAGAUAUUGAUGUACGGCCUCGAAGUAGGAUUAUUCGACGAAAUCGAAUCAAACGGUGAACCAUUAACAGCGGCUGGAAUCGCUCGUAAAUUUAACUAUGAUAAAUCCACGACCGAGCGUUUUCUAAACACAUUGGUCUCUUUGGACCUCCUCGACAAAGAAGUUCAUAAAGGUAAUGUUGUAUACAGCAACACAGCAGGGACGACGAAAUACUUAACUAGAUCCCGACGACCAGCAUUGAUUGCAUCCGCCAUGUCUGAAUUUAAUGUUAUUCUUCCACUUUUAUCAAAUCUCACCAGCACAUUAAAAUCAGGCAAAGCAUUUAUAGACAUGGCGAAUAUAAAGGCGGGAAAAAUGUUGAAUAAUGAAAAUCCUCCAAUGAAAAAUAUUCAUAUAGAAGACCAGAAGGAUACUGCCCACAACAAAGGUAGCCACACCGAAUCGAGUCAUACACCGGGUGUUAACUGUACAAAUGGAGUCACACCAAACGGCACAAAUGGUAUUAGUGCCAACAUUACUGGUACCAAUGGCACACACACCACUAACGGAACUCAUCCGGACAAAGCUAGUAACGGUAGUAAACCGGCAAUGGAUUGUAGUGCAAUGAUAAUGCUGUCUAUGGAUGGUCUUACUGUACCUUGUGCUCCAGUUUUAGUGAAAGCUUUUGAUCUGAGUGCUCACAGAACUGCUGUUGAUUUAGGUGGAGGCUCCGGUUUGAUAGGUAGGACACUAGCAAGUCACUAUCCAGAAAUGAAUAUCACAGUCUUUGAUCUCCCAUCUGUCGUACAAUUGGCGAAAAAACUUUAUCCAGAGAAUAGCAGUGGUCAAGUGAAUUUUGUAGCAGGUAAUUUCUUCGAGGAUGAGAUCCCCGAUGCUGAUCUUUAUGUGUUAUCACAUGUAAUCCACGAUAUGACAGAGAAACAAAUAGAUAUACUACUCAAACGGGUGUAUAAUAAACUACCUCCAGGCGGAAGUUUGCUAAUCUUGGAGAAAACCCUUGAUGAAAUGAAAGAUGGUCCUUCAUUUGCAGUGAGCAAUGAUCUCAUAAUGUCGUUGAUAAGUACUGGUCGUGAACGUUCAGCGAAAGAAUAUAGGGAAAUGUUAGAAGAACAAGGAUUUACAAAUAUACAAAUCCGUUUAGUUGGUGGAUACAAUUACUUUGAUGCCAUACUCUCGAAGAAACCAUUUUAAUAAAAAAAAAAGUAUUAAAAUACAACAAACAAUUGUACAUUCAUACACG